AAACCUUAUGUUCUCCCGAAAAUGACGAUGAAGCUUGAGCGCAUUGGAAGAGAAGUGAUCAAACCAGCUUCUCCAACAACACCCUCCCAUGUCCGAACCAUUCAUCUUUCUCUCUUUGAUCAAUUCCUUCCCACCACUUACUUACCCGCCAUCUUCUUCUACGACAAAACCGCUGAGGAAGAGACGGUCUCCAAGAUCCUCAAGAGUUCUCUGUCCGAGACUCUUACUCGCUUCUAUCCACUCGCUGGUCGAAUCCAAGGCGUCUCUCUCGAUUGCAACGACGAAGGAGCUCUGUUUACACAGACCCGGGUCGAUAUGCUUCUCUCGGAUCUUCUGACAAACCCAGAUGCUCUUCUGCCCGAACAACUUAUUCCAUCAGAUUCCAUGGAUCCUGGGACAUGGCCGUUGUUGAACAUCAAUGUCAGUUUCUUUAAAGCAGGAGGAAUGGCGAUUGGGGUCAGCGUUUCUCAUAAGAUAUGCGACACAUACUCGCUGAUGAUGUUUGUCCAAGGUUGGGCUUCUGCUGCAAAAGGGUGUUCCGAUACAGUGAAUCCUGUAUUCACGACACAGUUUUUCUACCCUCCUGCCGAUCUUUCUGUCGAGUUUCCAUCUCUUGUCAAGCACGGAACAGAACCUGUAACACAGAGGUUUGUCUUCAGUACCACUAAACUCAAAGAGCUCAAAAGCAGAGCCGCAAGUGAAAACGUCAUGGUACCUACUCGUGUUGAAGCCGCCACAUCACUUCUUUUGAACUCUGCCACAAAGGCCUCGAAAUCGAACCUUCCACUUGUGAUGACACAAACCAUGGAUUUACGACCAAGAGUUCCUCCAGCUCUCUUGCCGGGAAUGGCAAUCGGAAAUCUCUUCUUUCUGCCAUUCCUAAAAGUCGGUUCAGAAAGAGAGAUGAAAAUCGAAGAGACGGUUACCAAAUUAAGGAAAAGUAAGGACGACCUCGCUGAGAUAUUCAAGGAGAAUCCCCAAGAGAAUAGGACUAUCGCUGAGCUCGUGACUAGUUGGUGCAGAUUUCCGCUAUAUGAGGUCGAUUUCGGAUGGGGAAACCCGGUAUGGGUGGCAGCAGGCCGUAUGGUGGGCGUGCAGGUCAUAAUAAUGGAUGCAAAGGACGGGGAAGGGAUCGAGGCAUGGGUGACAUUACCUGAGCAAGACAUGCUUGAGUUUGAACACGACCAAGAACUGCUUGCUUAUGUUACUCCGAAUCCCAGUGCCCUGAUCUAGCAUCCUGGUUAUAUCUUAUCCUAAGAUUGAACUGUUCUUUGUCCUUGCAAUAAGAAGAGACAAGGGUAAAGAUCAAUUAGUGCCUCCAUCCCAUUGUUCCCUGUUUCAUUUUCCAAUUUAUGGAAUGUGACAAAAGUAGUGCAGAAGAUUGUGUGUUUUUGUUUUUCCGUUUUCCUAUUAUGAUAUUCAGUUUCUUGGUACGCAAGGAAAUUGCACAUCA
Messenger RNA from Tarenaya hassleriana, 1453 nucleotides. RefSeq names its product BAHD acyltransferase At5g47980. NCBI's taxonomy places the organism in Eukaryota, Viridiplantae, Streptophyta, Magnoliopsida, Brassicales, Cleomaceae. The transcript is spliced from 2 exons. The coding region runs from base 22 to 1233 and encodes 403 amino acids. The record is from RefSeq and is a predicted model, not a curated record.